AUGCAGCGGCUCGGUGGGCUUCUCCUGCCGCUGAUUGGCUCCGCGGGGGCGGCUGGGCCUGCGGUGGCGCGAUCGAAGGUCUCGGGAGCAGAAGAGGUGCUGCGGAAGGCGGAGUGGCCGGCACAGUUCCCCUUCUCCGCGGAGGACUUCAGGCGAUACGACGAGACGCCAGACACGGUGUUCUACUCCAUGCCGCGCUUCGUCACGCACAUUGACGACCCUGCCAUCCGCGCCCUCACCAACUUCUACCGCGAGAACCUCCCCCCGCCCAACAAGCCGGGCGUUGCCGUGCUCGACAUGUGCAGCAGCUGGAUCAGCCACUACCCCAAGGGGUAUAAGCAGGAGCGCGUGGUGGGCAUGGGGCUCAACGAGGACGAACUCAAGCGCAAUGAGGUGUUAACAGAGUAUCUGGUGCAAGACCUCAACGCCAACACCAAGCUGCCCUUCCCAGACAACACAUUUGACGCCAUCACCAAUGCUGUGAGUGUGGACUACCUAAGCCGCCCUCUCGAGGUCUUUCAGGAAAUGCAGCGCGUGCUCAAGCCAGGGGGCCUGGCCAUAAUGAGCUUCUCCAACCGCUGCUUCUGGACCAAGGCCAUCCAGAUCUGGACUUCAACCGGGGACAUAGACCACAUCCUCAUCGUUGGCUCCUACUUCCACUACGCUGGCGGCUACGAACCCCCCCAGGCCCGGGAUAUUUCUCCCAAUCCCGGCAGAACAGAUCCCAUGACGGAUUUUAGCCCUCUUUGCGAUUCUAAGUUCAACACGUUGCAUUUACGCAUGACUGCCGUUUCUUUGGCGUGUCCUUCCAUGGCGUCCAUAGCUUCCCCCCAUUCAACGGCAGCGGUAGCCGCGUCCCACGGCACAACAUCGUCUGGGAAUCGCAGAAAUGGCGGCUUCGGGCUACGGAAGGUUUCCCAUCAACUACCGACCGCUGUCCUAACACUGCCACUUUGCGCCGAGUCCCGCCAGUCCGUAACGGCUACCGGAACAGCCGGCGCGAUUCGGCCUUCUCUCCGCGCCUCUGACCGGAUAUCGUUCCGCGGAAGCACGAUCGGCGGAAGUGGACUGCUGAGGGUUGUGAAGUGCGCGCCACGCCACGUGUGCAUGAGUCAGCCGCCAUACGGGUUCGGACCAGCCGAGCCGCCCCAGGACGAAGAUGACUAUGUGGAGGCGCAUGUGCUGGAUGCAGUUCGCAUGGUGCCGUGCGCGGAGUCGCUGCGCAUGGCGAUGAGCGACGGCACGGAGCUGGAGGUGCGCCACGUGCACGCGACGGCGGGGCGCCUGCUGUACCCGCACGCCACGCCCGCCAUCUUCCUAAAGAUCGCCAACGCGCCCGACCUCGUGCUGCCCAUCGUCGUUGGCGAGCUGGCCAUCGGGCUUCUCAUGAAGGCGUUUCGUCGCGAGCACGCAGCGCGGCCCAACCACUACGACGUGAUGACGGAGAUGGUGCAAGCGCUGCGAUAUGAGGUGCGCGCGGUGAAGAUCACGCAGCGCGUCAUGGACACGUAUUACGCGCGCGUCUACCUCGCCGCUCCGGACUCCCCCACAUGCGUCGCGAGCGUGGACGCGCGGCCGUCAGACGCGAUCAACCUGGCAGUGCGUGCGCAGGUGCCCAUCCUCGUCAGUCGCGCCAUAGUCCUUAGUGACGCCGUCCGCGUGGUUCCCGCGGGCGCGGAGGGGGGAGCGGCUGAAGGGGGAGCGGACGGGGGAGCGGAGGGCGGGAGGGAGGUGGGGAGGGAAGGCGCGGGCGGGAGGGGGAAGCGUGAGUAUGGGGGGGCUCCGGGGACAGGCGACGUGAUAGCAGAGGAGAUGGCGCUUAUGACGGCCAUGCAUGCUGCUGCAAAUGAAGAGAGAUACGCCGAUGCUGCUCGCCUGAGGGACCAGCUUCAGCUGCUGCGCAUUCGCAACCGCAGGCAGCUGCACAACAGAUUCUGA
Messenger RNA from Closterium sp. Yama58-4, 1938 nucleotides. Lineage: Eukaryota; Viridiplantae; Streptophyta; Zygnematophyceae; Desmidiales; Closteriaceae. The record is from the annotation of a GenBank genome assembly.